AUGACCACCUACGAAGACUUUAUUCAGCAGAAUGAAGACCGGGAUGGAGUACGGUUUACGUGGAACGUCUUUCCUUCUUCGAAGGUCGAGGCUACCAGGAUGGUCGUACCCCUGGGGACUCUUUAUCAGUUGAUCAAGGAGCGCCCCGAUUUGCCUCCAAUUAUGUACGAUCCUGUUUUGUGUACCAGGUCCACGUGCAGGGCUAUUCUUAAUCCCCUCUGUCAAGUGGACUAUCGUGCCAAGCUUUGGGGAUGCAACUUUUGCUUCCAAAGGAAUCCAUUUCCUCCACAAUAUGCUGCUAUUUCGGAGCAACAUCAACCAGCAGAACUCAUUCCAAUGUUUUCUACAAUAGAAUAUACGAUAACGAGAGCACAAUGCUUACCUCCAAUAUUUCUCCUGGUGGUGGACACAUGCAUGGACGAAGAAGAACUCGGAGCAUUAAAAGACUCUCUCCAAAUGUCCUUAUCACUACUCCCCCCGAGUGCGCUGAUCGGCUUAAUCACAUUCGGAAAAAUGGUCCAAGUCCACGAACUAGGCUGCGAAGGCUGUAGCAAGAGCUACGUAUUUCGCGGAACUAAGGACCUGCAGCCCAAGCAGGUCCAAGACAUGCUAGGCAUCGGAAGACAAGCUCCCGGGCAAGGUCAGCAGCGAGCCCCAACAGGGCAGCCACUUCCCCCAGCAAACAGGUUUCUCCAACCCGUUCACAAGUGUGACAUGAGCUUGACCGACCUCUUAGGAGAGCUUCAACGGGACCCUUGGCCCGUAGGAGUUGGUAAAAGACCCUUGCGUUCAACCGGAGUCGCUCUGGCCGUCGCAACUGGUCUUUUAGAGGCGAGUUACGCAAACACUGGAGCCAGGAUAAUGAUGUUCGUCGGUGGACCUUGCUCUCAAGGUCCCGGACAAGUUGUGACUGACGAGCUCCGGCUGCCGAUUCGGUCCCAUCAUGACAUCCACAAGGACAACGCCAAGCAUAUGAAGAAAGCUACCAAGCAUUAUGACGCUCUAGCAGCUCGUGCUGCAGCAAAUGGUCAUAUUAUUGACAUCUACGCCUGCGCUUUGGACCAAACUGGACUCCUGGAGAUGCGACAGUGCUGCAACUCCACCGGGGGGCACAUGAUCAUGGGAGAUUCCUUCAAUUCUUCGCUUUUCAAGCAAACUUUCCAGCGAGUUUUUGCAAAAGACGCGAAAAAGGACCUCAAGAUGGCGUUCAAUGCCACCCUGGAGGUCAAGACCUCCCGGGAGCUUAAAGUUUCAGGAGUAAUUGGACCCUGCGUGUCCUUAAACAUGAAAGGUCCUUGCGUUGGUGAGCAAGAAGUCGGACUGGGUGGUACUUGUCAGUGGAAGUUCUGCGCCUUGAUGCCCUCGACCACCGCCGCAGUAUUCUUCGAGGUUGUUAAUCAAAAUUCAGCUCCCAUUCCGCAAGGAGGUCGCGGGUGCAUCCAGUUCAUCACGCAGUAUCAGCACAGCAGUGGUCAGCGGAGAAUUAGAGUCACUACUGUGGCGCGUAAUUGGGCUGAUGCCUCCACGUCGCUGCAUCAUAUUAGUGCUGGCUUUGACCAAGAAGCUGCUGCUGUCUUGAUGUCUAGAUUGGCGGUAAAUCGCGCAGAGAGCGAUGAUGGCCAUGAUGUUCUGCGCUGGGUUGAUAGGAUGCUCAUCAGACUGUGCCAGAAGUUCGGGCAGUAUGAUAAGGAUGAUCCGAAUAGUUUUAGAUUGGCGGAGAAUUUUUCGCUGUACCCGCAAUUCAUGUAUCACUUGCGCAGGUCCCAGUUCCUGCAGGUGUUUAAUAAUUCGCCUGAUGAGACAAGCUUCUACAGACACAUGCUCAUGCAAUACGAAAACUUCCGUCAAUUAUUAGCAGCGCCUGUGGACGACGCUGCUGAAAUUCUAGCUGGAAGAUUCCCAGCUCCGCGUUACAUUGACACGGAACAAGGUGGUUCCCAGGCUAGGUUCUUGCUCAGCAAGGUCAACCCUAGUCAGACGCAUAACAAUAUGUACGCCUAUGGAGCGGAAAGCGGAGCACCUGUGCUAACUGAUGACGUCAGUCUCCAAGUAUUCAUGGAACAUCUUAAAAAAUUGGCCGUUUCGUCACAAGCUUAA
Cotesia congregata is the source of this 2097-nucleotide messenger RNA. NCBI's taxonomy places the organism in Eukaryota, Metazoa, Arthropoda, Insecta, Hymenoptera, Braconidae. The record is from the annotation of a GenBank genome assembly.